Messenger RNA from Coffea eugenioides, 1617 nucleotides. RefSeq names its product polyamine-modulated factor 1-binding protein 1-like. NCBI's taxonomy places the organism in Eukaryota, Viridiplantae, Streptophyta, Magnoliopsida, Gentianales, Rubiaceae. The transcript has a single exon. The coding region runs from base 1 to 1617 and encodes 538 amino acids. The record is from RefSeq and is a predicted model, not a curated record.
AUGGAUCCCUUGGAGAGGAUAUCUGAGGCUCUGGAGCUCAAUGAAGAGAAACGGAAGAGCCUCCAAACUUUAAUGGGCUUGGUGAUGCUUCAGUGCAAAGAUGUUGACGAGCACCUGAAGCUGUUAAAGAGUUCUUUCAGUGAAAGCUUCACUGAGCUUCAGUCCAGAGAGAAGCUCUUGAAGUCAGCCCAAGAAUCAGGUGGGAAAAACUUUCAAGAAUUUGUUUCAAGGAGAAAAUGGAUAGAGGAGAGGUUGAAGAAAGUGGAAGAAAAAGAGAACUUGGUAAAAGGGAUUCUGCAGGAAAUGGAAGAGAAGGAAAAGCAAUUUGGGAACACUGUUGAUGAAAAGCUCAGUGAAAUUUGUUUAAAAGAGCAGCAAGUUGAGUGCCUGAUUAAAGAAAUGGAUUUGAUUCAGAAUCAAAUGGAGGUAAGGGCCAAUGAGCUUGAUUUAAAGGAGAAAAAGUUGGUGGAGCUUGAAAAGGAACUUGGAGUAAGGGAGAAGAUUUUGGAGUUAACUGUGGAACUUAAUCAUCAAAAGAGAGAGCUUGUGACCAUACAAAAAUCCCAGAAACAGUGUUCCCAAGAACCCGAUUCAGUCAAUCCAGUGGACUCUGCAGAAGUGAGAGCUGAAAGCAGGAAAAGGUGUUGGAAUUCAUCAAUGGUGGAACCUAGCAAAAAGAAUGAUGAUGAUGCACAAAGCUUGGACAUGGGAGGAGAAUGCAGCAACAGUUCCAAACGAACUUGCAAAGCUGAAAAAGAUGCUGAACGAGUUGAGGACCCUGGUGAUCUUUUUAGGUUAGAUUUAGAUUCCACUGAAAGUUCAGAUUCAGGAUCUAGUUAUCGGCCUAGUAGUUCAGAUGAGAAUGAUAAAAUUCAGGUUAAUCUUGAUGAUAUGGAACUUAAUUCAGAUUCAGGGGAGGUUGCAGUGUCAAAUUCUAUUGCUAAAGCACAUUCAUUGUUAACUAAUAUUGAGAAGAAGAAGGGGAAUAGACUUGAAAACAGCUUCGAAGUUGGGCAAACGUGGGCUUGCUUUGACGGAAAAGAUAGCUUGCCAAGAUCAUACGCCAGGAUCACAAAGGUUCUCAAAGCUGAUCGAAAUUUCAGGUUGCAAAUUGCGUGGCUUCAGCCAGUUCCACGCUCAAGAUGUGAGAAGAAGUGGAUAGAUGCGGGCUUACCAGUUGGUUGUGGAUUCUUUAAACGUCGGAACAGAAGAAUCUUAUACCCCAAUGCUUUCUCUCAUCAAGUGUGGUGUACGAAACCAAAGCAAUGCAAGAAGUACUUCAUAAGACCAAGAAAAGGAGAGAUUUGGGCUGUUUAUAUGGACUGGGAUAUUGCCAUGUGGAGCUCUCAUCCAGAAAACCAUGGAAAGUGGAAGUAUGAAAUUGUGGAGAUUCUUUCGUAUGAGGGUGGAUUUCGAGUUGCUUACUUGGAAAAAUUACAUGGCUAUGUGAGUUCAUUUCAGAGGAGAAGCAAGAAUGAAUCAGUUCUGAUAAGGCCUAACAGCUACUUUAGGUUCUCUCACAGAGUGUCUCCUGCAAAGAUGACCUGCAAUGAGAGGGUUGGUGUCCCUAAUGGUACUUUUGAACUCGAUCCUAAGUGCCUACCUCCUGGACUUUGA